Eutrema salsugineum is the source of this 1198-nucleotide messenger RNA. Its product is annotated as NADPH-dependent 1-acyldihydroxyacetone phosphate reductase. The transcript has 3 exons. Lineage: Eukaryota; Viridiplantae; Streptophyta; Magnoliopsida; Brassicales; Brassicaceae. The record is from RefSeq and is a predicted model, not a curated record. The coding region runs from base 142 to 984 and encodes 280 amino acids. Gene Ontology annotation, molecular function: oxidoreductase activity. Gene Ontology annotation, cellular component: endoplasmic reticulum.
CUCGGAAAACUCAGCCAAAUCCGAUUCAUUUAAAUUUUAUUAUAAAAUAUCAUUUUUUUUGUAAAUAUCAAAACUAUUAUAGACUUAGCAAAUCCAUCCAUUGUGGUGCUGAUUAAUCGGAAACUUGGAGAGAGCUCUAAAAUGGAAAGUGGCGACGAAAGUCCGGUGGUUCUGAUAACGGGUUGCUCGCAGGGAGGGAUCGGCCAUGCGCUGGCGCGUGAGUUCUCUGUGAAAGGUUGUCGUGUGGUGGCGACGAGCCGAUCACGGAGCACGAUGACGGAUCUGGAGCAGGAUCCGAGGUUGUUCGUGCAAGAGCUUGAUGUACAAUCGGAGCAAAGCGUGAGCAAAGUCUUAUCGAGUGUUAUUGAUAAGUUCGGCCAAAUCGACGUUCUUGUCAACAACGCCGGCGUUCAGUGCGUCGGACCUCUGGCGGAGAUCCCGAUUUCCGCCAUGGAAAACACAUUCAACACCAAUGUCUUUGGUUCCAUGAGGAUGACUCAAGCCGUUGUACCUCACAUGGUGUCUAAGAAAAAGGGAAAGAUUGUGAACGUUGGAAGUAUCACUGUUAUGGCACCAGGUCCAUGGGCUGGGGUCUAUACUGCAACCAAAGCUGCUAUUCAUGCUCUUACCGAUACACUCAGGUUGGAGCUCGGGCCCUUUGGCAUUGAUGUCAUCAAUGUUGUCCCAGGAGGAAUACGGACAAACAUAGCAAACUCAGCUGUUGCAACCUUCAACAAAAUGCCUGAGCUGAAACUAUACAAGCCUUACGAAGAAGCUAUCAGGGAGAGAGCAUUUAUCUCACAGAGGAUGAAGCCAACUCCUGCAGAAACAUUCGCCAAAGACACCGUAGCUGCAGUGCUAAAGAAGAACCCGCCCGCCUGGUUCUCUUCAGGCAGGUACUCAACUCUCAUGGCGAUUAUGUACCAUAUGCCCCUUUGGUUCAAAGAUUUUCUCCAGAAGAAGGCUUUAAUGAAAAAGGGCUAAUCAGGUUCGGGUUUAAAGACGGUUUAUUACGAAAACGAAUGUAAGAGAUUGUGCAGACCCGAUAAUGGAAUCUUAUGUCCUCAUGCUUGAGUGAGUAGGUUCGGAUACACAUAUACACAUACGCGGAGGAAUUAGGGAGAAUUAUUGCAUUAUGUUGUAAAAAAGCUUUGUGGUACAAAUAUCUGUAAUGGAAAAGGUGAACGUAUUUCUACAA